AACGCGAGGACAGGAAGUGAGGAGACACUUUAGCAUGAUGUAAUGCACCCUAGGAUUGGUGCGUUCAGGGGACGUUUAAAAGAAUCGAAUCUGAAACUGACUUCAGCCUCGCUCCUCUCAGAUCCUUUUGUCAUCCAUUAUAAGCUACCGGUCACCUGGAUCAUCUGAAGGCGGGAAUACAAAAGUUGAACGGGACAGCUAAAUUAGCUAGCUAAGCUACCGCGUCAAGGGUCUUUGGAAACCAGUCGACAAAAUGCUAGCUCGUAUGCUGUUUAACCUCCUCAACAACCUCCAUGUAGUUGAGAAGCUGGCAGAGUCUCGUCCGAUUCGCAGGGCGGCCCAGAUCACAGCCUACGCCAUCACCAAGGCUCAGAUAGCCGGCCGGGACGCCUCAGAGCGGGUCCUGAGGUCACAGACGCUGCGACAGGUCCGGGACGAGGUCGGCAGAGUCCCCGGGGACAUGGGAGAGGUGGGCAGCCGCCUCAGGAAGGUCGGAGAGACAUUUGUGAAUGAAGUGAAGGAGGGAUGGAAAGACGGCUCCAGACAGAUCAAGAAGUAAAGAGGACAGACUGGCUGUGUAGAGACUGAGAAGCCACUGAAAACUUCUGUGACUGGUUAUUGAUAGCUGACAAGUUCUCAUGUUUCUAUUGAACCAUCAGUGACUGAAGGAGGUCAAAGGAGAGCUGAUGUAUCAACAAUCUGCCUCAGAAACACUACAGCAGACUGAUGGUUAUCUGCAGCCAUCACAAAGUGGCUUCAUGCUGGACAAUGGUCAUUUCACAAUCAGAAAUGGUGGUUGUUAAUAAUGCGAAGAGGUCCACACCUACCUGCAAUUUAUGGCCAGAUAUUUUAUUUUAAACUAAAUAAAUGCACUGUAUUCACAUCUCUGCACACACCUGGACGUGUUCUUUUUACCUGUUAGUGGAAAUGUAGAGCCUGUCUUGGAGAUUUAAGUUGAAGUUUGUGAUAAUGUGGAAAUGUUACGUGCACUUUUCUGGAAUAAGUUGACAGUUCAGAGUUAUUUCAUUAAAAACUGAUUCCUUAGACUGCCUAUCAGCCAUGGCCUCUUCACAACAAUUUCUGAAACAAAACCACACACUGGUAGUUCAGCAAAUGAUGCCCUUUAAUUUUGGUUGUUAGUUUUUUACCAUUUCUCUCCAGCCAUGGCACAAAUCUUGCUGCUUUCACAAAUCUGUGCAUGAGGUUGUCCUGGUCAAUAUUUUUAUUGGACAAAAAAUCUACAUUAGAGACAGAUGUGAUGAUAUGUAUAGACAAUGAAUUCACUGUUUUUGCUGAGUGUAUAAUAAAUAUUAUAAUUUAUAACACUGCACUUUGAUGGACCGUGUCAGUUGAUAUUACUUACAAUUGAUAUAAUCUCAGGACUUAAAGCUUAAAGUGUAAAUAAAAAAGAAUAACAUUU
Molecule: messenger RNA, 1420 nt
Organism: Epinephelus fuscoguttatus (brown-marbled grouper)
Lineage: Eukaryota; Metazoa; Chordata; Actinopteri; Perciformes; Serranidae
Gene: ncbp2as2
Product: protein NCBP2AS2
Exons: 2
Coding region: 254-559 (101 amino acids)
Source: RefSeq, a predicted model, not a curated record